UCUGUUCGAUCCGAUUCAAUAUUUUCUUUGCUUCGUUUACUGAAUUUGUUCUCGAUUUGUCAUUGUCCUUCCACAUUUGAUCUGAUCUCCCUUUUAUGUUGAAAAUCCUGAUUUGAAUUUCGGAUUUUUACGUAAGUAGCGAAAUUGGGAAUCUCAUGAUCGCGUGCUUUUUUUGUUUCUUUUGAUCGCGCGAGUGGGGUAUUUUAAACUGAUGCAUUAUUCUGUCUCUGCUGCUUGAUCUAAUGAUAAAAAGAGGCUUGAAAAAAAUGGGGCUUUCAUUCACCAAGCUUUUUAGUCGGCUCUUUGCCAAGAAGGAGAUGCGUAUCCUCAUGGUGGGUCUUGAUGCUGCUGGUAAGACCACCAUUCUCUACAAACUUAAGCUGGGAGAGAUUGUGACCACCAUUCCCACUAUUGGGUUUAAUGUGGAGACUGUAGAAUACAAGAACAUUAGCUUUACAGUCUGGGAUGUCGGGGGCCAGGACAAGAUCCGACCUUUGUGGAGACAUUACUUUCAAAACACUCAAGGGCUCAUCUUUGUUGUUGAUAGCAAUGACCGAGACCGUGUGGUUGAGGCCAGGGAUGAGCUACACAGGAUGUUGAAUGAGGAUGAAUUGAGAGAGGCAGUGUUGCUAGUGUUUGCUAACAAGCAAGAUCUGCCAAAUGCUAUGAAUGCUGCUGAGAUAACUGAUAAGCUUGGUCUUCACUCUCUCCGUCAGCGCCACUGGUAUAUCCAGAGUACAUGCGCCACUUCUGGUGAGGGGCUGUAUGAAGGACUUGACUGGCUCUCAAAUAAUAUUGCAAACAAGGCAUAGACGGUAGAAUUCUGAGUUUUGGAUUGCAGCAAGUUCUGGAACACACGGCUGGUUAUUUCUUAUUUUGUUUUACCGUACCAUUACUUUAUAGAAUCUUUGUUACUUGAGUCAGAUUAUUUGUGUUUUUCUCAUGCAAACAUUGCGCUAUUGUUUACCCAGUAGUUGCAGAAUAAUUCUCACAUUUCAAAAUUUUCAUCUUUCUGCCUA
This is a messenger RNA of Tripterygium wilfordii, 1019 nucleotides long. Its product is annotated as ADP-ribosylation factor 2-like. The coding region runs from base 243 to 812 and encodes 189 amino acids. Lineage: Eukaryota; Viridiplantae; Streptophyta; Magnoliopsida; Celastrales; Celastraceae. The transcript is spliced from 7 exons. The record is from RefSeq and is a predicted model, not a curated record. Gene Ontology annotation, molecular function: GTP binding; GTPase activity. Gene Ontology annotation, cellular component: cytoplasm. Gene Ontology annotation, biological process: vesicle-mediated transport; intracellular protein transport.